Messenger RNA from Amphimedon queenslandica, 1013 nucleotides. RefSeq names its product G-protein coupled receptor 161-like. The coding region runs from base 69 to 1013 and encodes 314 amino acids. The record is from RefSeq and is a predicted model, not a curated record. Gene Ontology annotation, biological process: G protein-coupled receptor signaling pathway. The transcript has a single exon. Gene Ontology annotation, cellular component: membrane. NCBI's taxonomy places the organism in Eukaryota, Metazoa, Porifera, Demospongiae, Haplosclerida, Niphatidae. Gene Ontology annotation, molecular function: G protein-coupled receptor activity.
AUAAUAUUAUAUAAAUUGUAUCAUUCACAAGUUUCUGUAUCAGUUAGUUCUUAAAGGAAGGAAGAGAGAUGGAGAUGGAUGGUAACUUCACUUUAUCUGAUAGAAGAGAUGGCAUAGCAUUAGCAGUAGUCCUUACAAUUGAAGUCAUACUAGCAGCAAUUGCUAAUGGAGCUGUACUAUGCAUCACUAUCUAUCAAAGGAAGCACUGGAGACAGCCUUCAACAAUAUUCUUUACUUCUCUGAUACUGGCACACCUUGUUAUGAUGCUACUGUAUCUUCCAUUCACCAUCACUGCAUUAGCUGCUGGAGAGUGGAGUAUUGGUCGUACUAAUGAGCAGAGAAUAGGGACUUGCUUCUUUUCCAUAUUCCUUUAUAUGUAUACUGUUCUCAUUGUAUUGAUGACACUGGCUGCUAUAUCAUUUGAUCGAUUUCUCUUUAUUGUCAAACCGCAUCUUCACAAACGAUUCAUGAAACUUUGGGUCGCAGUAUCUCUUGCGGUUGCUAUCUGGAUACUGUCUGCUGUAUUGAAUGUCAUACCAUUGUUUAGUUUUGAAGAGUUGACUUACGAUGAUACAUUUGGGCCUUGUUAUCCUUCUUAUCUAAACACACUGGCCUAUGCCCUCUUCAUUGGCAUCAUAUUCGUAACAAUGAUUGCAAUAAUUGUUGUAACUUGCACCUGGACGUUUUGCUUUACUCGUAAAUUCCUAAAGGACCAGUCAAUCAUAGCAGGAGAGAGUGUCUACUCUGCAAAAAAGAGGAGACUUUUUGGCAUAUUUGGUUCAAUGCUGUUAGUGUAUAUCAUUUGUUUUACACCUGGAGGAAUCCAUUUAGCUCUCAUACCAAUUAUCGAUACUCCAUUUGGUCUUUAUGCUACAAGUUUAGCAAGUUAUCAUUUCAUCACAAUAGCCAAUCCUCUUGUCCAGUCGUAUUUUAGGCCGGAGAUUAAGAGUGUUUUUGUAUCUGCUUAUCACAAGAUGUCACCAGUUUCAGUUACUGUAAAUGACACUGUUUGA